CCAGAGUGCAAGGACGGGGGGGACACCGAUUCACAGCCCACGAAGUGCUGCUGCGUAGGGCAGAGAACGGACCGAUUGCGUUGGUGCCGCAGCUCCCCGCGCUUCUUCCUCCCGCUGCUCCUCUCAACCUCCAAGCUAUUCCCCCUGUCUCGUACUAAAUGCCUCCUUUCUUCUCCUACACCACCCUCCCCUACCAGCUCACGGAGGGCCCUUACCCCAUGCACGAGGUCUCGGAGUAUUUGGUGGAGCUAACUGACGUGGAGCCGCUGCCCUUCGCCGACGAAGACACGUGGGAGUUGCACCGUGCGCUGUACAAGUCGGUGGCGCUGGGGAUGUUCCGGUUCUUCGUGGAUCACGAAGACCACGCUAUCGGGGAGCAGUUCGUCGUUUACUACGUCAUCGCGCGGCCCAAGCCAGCGGAGAAGGAAGGGACAGUGGCAUUGUACCCCUUCGCCCCGCUCCAGACAAUCAAUCCGGGAUUGUUGGAGCUCAUACAUCUUGAGCUCCUCUCCAUUGCGCAAGUGAUCGCGAGCGAGGAGGAGGAGAUCCAACCACGAUUGCGGACGGCGACGGCCCCGCGGAGAACGUACAACGAGGUCGUCAUCCCGGAUUACAUUGCGCAGCGCGCGGAGAGAUUGGAGGACUUCCCGGAGGAAAGGACGUUGCAUCCUCCCUCGUCGUAUCCUCGACCAGCACCACCGAAGGCCCCCAAGAAGACGCCGUAGAGGAAGAGACGCCACCCGUCGCCAGGAGCGCAAGGUAGCAGGAUCGACGGCUGCGAGGAGGUGAUUCAACCCGC
This is a messenger RNA of Chara braunii, 799 nucleotides long. NCBI's taxonomy places the organism in Eukaryota, Viridiplantae, Streptophyta, Charophyceae, Charales, Characeae. The record is from the annotation of a GenBank genome assembly.